GUCGCUGAAACGGAACGGCGGACCACUUUGAAAGGAUCCGGCUUUUAUCCCGUGCCCAGCUGUUGACGUAUGUCACUGGCCGUAAAUGAGGCACAGUUCUAAGAAGUUUGAGGAGGCUUAUGGUCAAAAGCAAAGGCACCGUUUGGCUAAUAUUCAAGAUAUGUGGUUCGCUGAUGAUGGUAGUUGUCUGUUGAGAAACUGGUUUUGACACUGCUCCUAAAAACUUCAUCGGCCUAAGUGUAAUGUGAUCAGAGUUGACCUUACGCGUAAAUGGUCAGUCAUUUGUGCUUGUUCGGACGCAACGCCCUAUGCAUCAGAUUAAAUUUGGUGAACUGUGAUCAAAAUUGGAUUUAUUUUAUUUCUAAUGCAUCUCUCUAUAGUCAUUCAUCACAUAUUCAAUGAAAUACUCGAUUGACUUUAUUCGUAUUGGGUGGACAAGGCGUAUUUCAGAUCACUACUUUAGUUCUGCCUGUACAAUAUCAUUACUAAAAGGACCUAAAUUGAUUCUUGUUGACCCUGGUAGUCCAUGGGAUUCGCAAUGGCUUCUUUCACAGCUCUCGUCUCGUGGAGUAAAUCCUUGUGAUAUUGAUUUUGUUAUUUGUACACAUGAUCACGUCGAUCAUAUUGGAAGCUUACAUAUCUUCCCAAACUCUACUCGGAUUGUGGGAGAGAAUUUUGAAGUUCAAGGUCUUAAAGAUUGCUUCAGUAUCCUCAAAACGCCUUAUGAGAUCGACUCCUUUAUUCACAUAAUAUCUACACCUGGGCACACUUUAUCAGACAUAUCAGUAAUUGUGGAGGAUAUUGAUCAAUUCGGUCGUGUUGCCAUAGUGGGUGACUUGUUUGAAUGCGAGCAAGAUACUAUUGAUCCAUCUUUGUGGCAUUCGUCUAGUAACAAUAUAAGCAUACAACAAAAAAGCCGAGAAUUCAUUAUCGAUAACUUUGACUACAUUGUUCCAGGUCAUGGGCCAGCCUUUAAAGUUACUAAAAAGUGGCAAAACUAA
Molecule: messenger RNA, 1001 nt
Organism: Schistosoma rodhaini
Lineage: Eukaryota; Metazoa; Platyhelminthes; Trematoda; Strigeidida; Schistosomatidae
Source: the annotation of a GenBank genome assembly